Coccidioides immitis RS is the source of this 1426-nucleotide messenger RNA. RefSeq names its product CMGC/SRPK protein kinase. Bases 1 to 1236 code for a protein of 411 amino acids. Gene Ontology annotation, molecular function: ATP binding; protein kinase activity. The transcript has 6 exons. NCBI's taxonomy places the organism in Eukaryota, Fungi, Ascomycota, Eurotiomycetes, Onygenales, Onygenaceae. Gene Ontology annotation, biological process: spliceosomal complex assembly; protein phosphorylation; regulation of mRNA processing. The record is from RefSeq and is a predicted model, not a curated record.
AUGGCGAUAGUUGAAAAGUUCUUCUAUGAUGGCGAUGACGGCGAGGUAGAGGAUAUGCGCAAGUACAAACCUGGAGGAUAUCACCCUGUACUCCUUGGUGAGGUAUUGCCCAAGCAGUCAACUUCCAACACUCGAAAACCAAGGUACUGGAUUUUGCAAAAGUUAGGCCAUGGUGCUUUUGCUACAGUAUGGCUAGCAAAGGAUCUUUUGGGCUCUCUUGGUUAUGUUGCUCUCAAAAUCAACAUUUCAUGUAUCACUGGUGAGAACAAUGAGAUCCGAAUUCUUCGGCAGUUACGGGAUUCCAGUCAUCAGAAUCAGCUUGGAUAUAAUAAUGUUAUCCAUCUAUUAGAUGACUUCACGAUUCAAGGGCCCAAUGGAAUACAUGAUUGCAUUGUUACUGAAGUAGUAGGUGGCAUGAGGUAUUUCCGUGAUACUUCAAUUUUUAAAGCUUGUGUCAAGAAGCUCUCACUUCAGGCUAUAAUGGGACUUUCAUACUUGCAUAGUCAAGGAGUGACUCAUGGUGACUUACAUAUUGGGAAUCUUGCUGUGAGCAUGCCUCAGCUGAAUGAGUAUCCAGAAGAGUCAAUAAUGGAGCAUUUUGCCAAUCCUGAAAUUGUUCCUGUUGUGGCUCAAAAUCCAUUGGAUCAGAAUGAGUCUGUCCCGGCAUAUCUUGUUCCGUCUGUCUCUCUGGUGGAAUUUUUAGAAUGGAAAGCAGGGAAUAGUGCAACUUAUGAACCCCUCUGCCUCAAGAUCAUGGAUCUUGGAAACUCGUUUCGAAAGUCAGACAAAAGACCGCCAUCAAACACUCCCAUAGCCAUCCGCGCUCCCGAGGUAACCUUCUGUGAGCUUUCAAAUGGUAAGGUAGGGUCGGAUUGGGAUAAACCUAUAGAUGUCUGGGCGGCGGCGUGCACUAUCUACCAUAUGAAUUAUGGCUAUGCCUUGCUGCAUGGAUUGGGUCGAGGUGAUUGGAUUAUAUACCAUACUCUUGAACUAGCUGGCCCUCUCCCACCUGCCUGGAGGCCGUACUGGGACUUGGAUAAGGUUUGCGCAAACGCUGGCGAACGACGACAGCUUGAUACGGAAGGGUUCUGGGCCGAGCAGCGGAUUCAUCGGCCUUGCGCACCCUCUCAGCGGGAUACAGACCAACUGAUUGAUUUGUUAAGGAGUAUGCUUAAGAUCAACCCUGAUGACAGACCACAAGUGAGCACGCUACUUGAUCAUCCGUGGUUUUCCUGAUUAAGAGCAUGAAAGUAUCUUUCUUCGCCCUCGGGCAACAGUGAUGAUAGGUGCAUGGGUCUAGUUCCCAGGUGCCGGCGCGUGUCGUGCUAGACGGUCGUGUUGAAAGGCACCAGGCAACUUCCAUAGUGGUACUACACGCCAAUCAGUUCAUUGUAAAUGUUCUCUAAUGAAAUGAUUUACAGUUAUG